Messenger RNA from Paralichthys olivaceus (Japanese flounder), 2312 nucleotides. The record is from RefSeq and is a predicted model, not a curated record. Lineage: Eukaryota; Metazoa; Chordata; Actinopteri; Pleuronectiformes; Paralichthyidae.
AAGGUGAGGUGAGGGUGUGGCUUGUCCGUGCAGGAGUUUCCGGAUUAGCGUAUUGAGGUAAACAAAGCGCCUCAAUCAGAUGGUGGUUAGAGACUGAGGUGACGGUGUCUCAGGGACUGAGACUGAGGUGACGGUGUCUCAGGGACAGAGACAGACAGGUGGAGGUGGAGGAGACAGUCAGACAGGUGGAGGUGAAGACAGACAGGUGGAGGAGGAGACAGACAGGUGGACGGUCAGACAGGUGGACAGUCGAACAGGUGGAGGAGGAGGAGACAUCAUGGAGUCAGUGGUGACAUCAGUGCUUCUCCUCCUGUGCGUCUCCGCCACAGCAGCGGUUUCAGGUGUCGCCUCCAUCGACGCGGUCCUCACCGGCGCAGCGGGCUCGAACAUCACCGUGCCUGCGUGUCACCCCGGCAGUAACAUCACCAUGACGACUGUUACGUGGUCGAGGGUGAAUGCGGAUGGCGGGACCUCCGGGAUCUCUGCUCCCGGCGAGUCCCGCAUCACGGAGCUGCACGGCCACGAGCUGGAGAUCCAGGGGCUGACACCCGCAGACGAGGGCAUCUACCAGUGCGCCUACUCGACACACCCUUCACCUCAGCCGAGCAACAGCGUCUACACACGUUACCGGCUGAUAGUCACCAGUGGUCCAGAGAAUGUCUCGAUGUCCAUCGAGCCGGUCACCGCUCUGUCCAACGGGACGCUCAUCGUCUAUCGGGGCUCCAGCGUCUCCUUUAACUGCUCUGGCUCCUCCCAACCGUCUCAGCACCUGACCUUGGCCUUCGCAGGAGCCUCGUCCAGCGACCACUCGCUGGCCUCGGACUCUGGAUCGUGGCUGAGCUACAGGAUAGAAAACAUUCAACCCAGCAAUCAGGGGCUUUACAGCUGCAGGGCCCACAACAACGUGUCUGAUCAGACAGUUACCAAGAGCACACAGCUGCUGGUUUACUAUGCCCCGGACAGACACCCUGAGUGUAUGUGGACACCAGUGGCGGACCCGUCCCACGCCCUUUUCAACUGCACCUGGUUUGGAGCGUAUCCCGCCCCGACGCUGCGCUGGGGAGAAGACCAGGGCGACCAGGGCGCUCACUGGAUGGGACACGUCUAUGUGACGGAAACGGCGGAGAGUCUGUCGCUGAGUAUGAACCGCUCCCUGCUGUCUGAGGGGCAGACUCUGAGGUGCAUGGCCAAGCACCUGGCGCUUGCUCCAGGGAAGGAGAAGUGGUGUUCACUCACCCUCAAGCCUCCGUACCCUCAAGGCGAGCCGCUGAUCACGGCCCUGGAGAAGACCAGUGUAACUCUAACCUGCACUGAGGACGUCUCCAUCCCCCCGGCAAACACCACGUGGAGGAAGGGGCUCCAGCAGGACAACAUCGUCCCCGGAUCAAAGUACGUCCUGACCGAGGAAGGCCCCGUCCUCAAGCUGACCAUACACAACGUCACCAAAGACGACGAGGGCGUCUUCUUCUGCCGCAGCGAGAACCCGCUGAAUGUCAGCGAGCUGGAGGUCUUCCUCACCGUGAAGACCCCCUCCGCAUUCACAGGAGCCGUCAUCGGCGUCUUCAUCGCCGCACUGGUCCUGGGAUUGUCCGCCAUCGUGGCUAAAAUGCUGUACUCCAGCCGACACCGGAUUUGCUUGGGAGUUGGUCUUGGGCAAAUAGAGGACGACCAAAGGGAAGUGCUGAGUCUGGUCGACUCAGACGACGACGACAUCCAGAUCUUUCAGGACGCCGUUCCCCGGCUGCCUCCAUUAACCAACGGUGGCCACAUGACGCUCGCCCAGAUUCACCAGAUCCCAUCGAGCGAUCACGAAGAUGCCGAACUCGGUGACACGAGCUCUCAGCCGCAGGAAGAUACCGCACAGGCGGAGCAGCCGGUGGAUCGUGUGACUUAUAGAUUUUAAGUGUUUUUAGAUUAAUAUUUCAUUUUUAGAGGAAUUCAGUGAACUGAGAAUGUGAACAACUCUGGUGGAAGACAUUUGUAAAAAAAAACAAAACUUUUCUUUUAAUUUGUUGUUUUGUAAAUUUUGUAACGUGCCCAUUCCCCAUCAGCCAAUCGGAGCCCAGGGCUCCAGAGUAAAGGGAGCGAGCCCCCAUUUGUGAAACCUUAUGUUUGACCACACACACUUUCAUCACUUACACCCCUUGAUGAUUAUUUCGACAGUGUUUGUCUCCGCUUGUGAAAGAAACAGUAACAACAGGGUUUUGAAUUUUUGUACGCUCAUUUCUGCGGUUGUGUUUUUGUACAGCAUGUUGAACAUAACGCUCUGAUACUGAGAUCAAUGUAGUAAAUUAAGUUGUUUAUUCAAAAAA